Molecule: messenger RNA, 5106 nt
Organism: Oncorhynchus gorbuscha (pink salmon)
Lineage: Eukaryota; Metazoa; Chordata; Actinopteri; Salmoniformes; Salmonidae
Gene: ncana
Product: neurocan a
Exons: 19
Coding region: 362-3799 (1145 amino acids)
Biological process (GO): cell adhesion
Molecular function (GO): calcium ion binding; hyaluronic acid binding
Source: RefSeq, a predicted model, not a curated record
UCAAACCGGUUCAGCUCCUCACCCGCAGCCUCGCCACCGGCGUACAGGGAGUGAGCACCUGCGCCAAACGUCUAUCACGAUUUAGAUUAGAUAUCUCCAAAUUGGACAUGAGGCAGAUGCUGAAUAUUAGUCGUGGAGCAGACAAUUGACCUAAACGUUGAAGGUGUAGUGCGUUGAAUCUUUUUUUGCUCACUUACCGGUUCUUUUUCUUUUUGCCGUUUCACCCAUUCGACUCAUCGCUGACAGUCAGACGAUACGAUUGGAGCACCGGGGUAGGCUACGUUUGAAACACCUGCACAAAAGCGCAACGUACCGCUCUAGCAUUCCUGCGGAAUUUGUAAAAACUUCUUUCAGGUCCAGGAUGGCUGUGGCUGUGCAUGUACCUGGUCGACAGGCUGUCCCGUCUCUGCUGCUGCUGCUUCUGUGUGCUGGCCUAGGGGUGAGCGAGGCAGCCUCCAUAGUGAACAUGCGUAGAGUCAUCCACCCUACCAUACAAGAGCCACUGGCCGGGUUCGCUCACCUCCCCUGCGUCUUCACCCACGAGCCCAGUGAGCCCAGCCCCUCUAGCCAGCCUCCCCAUAUCCAGUGGACCCGAACCUGGGUACUGCGUGGAGGAAUGGGGGAUCCCCUGGAGCAGAUGGUUCUCUCAGCCAAAGGUGACGUGGUGAAGGUGAAUAAGGCUUUCGCUGGGCGGGUCAGGUUGCUUGGAUACGCUGCCAACAACCGAAAUGCUACCAUGGAGAUCUCAGGCCUCCGUAGCAACGACACAGGCACCUACCACUGCCAGGUUGUCGUGGGCGGCAACUACGAGCGAGACGUAUUGCCCCUUGUGGUGAUGGGUGUUGUGUUCCAUUACCGGUCUCCUAGUGACCGUUACGCCCUCUCGUUCGAUGACGCCCAGUGGGUCUGUCAGGAGAACUCUGCCCUCAUCGCCACGCCGACCCAGCUGUGGGCAGUUUUCCACAAUGGCUAUGCAAACUGUGCUGCCGGAUGGCUCUCCGACCAGACUGUCCGCUAUCCUAUCCAGUCACCAGAGCGUGGUUGCUAUGGACAACAGGAGUACUCGGCUGGUGUGAGGAAUUAUGGGAAGAGAGACCCUAAUGAGCUGUUUGAUGUCUACUGUUUCGCCGGGGAACUGGACGGUGAGGUAUUCCACUCAUGGGUCCCAGGGCGUCUGACUCUAUCCUCUGCCUCAGAACGCUGCAUCUCCCUGGGAGGACAGUUGGCCACGGUGGGGCAGCUCUACCUGGCCUGGAAGGCUGGGCUGGACAGCUGUGCUCCAGGCUGGCUCUCUGACGGUAGUGUCCGCUACCCUAUCACCCAGCCCAGGCAGGGCUGUGGAGGGGCCCAGCCAGGGGUCCGGACUGUCGUUCCCAACACCAAUGGAACCGCAACCAGCAGCGGAUCGGCCAAUGCUACGGACACCACACCGCUCUACGAUGCCUAUUGCUACAGAGGGAACGUAAAGAAGCCAGGCCCCAUCUCUAAGAUCUACGCGUCUCUGUGGAAGCCCUGGAGCUACCUGACCGGCCCCAGCGACACAGGCACUCCAGGAACAGACAGCCUUUCCCUGGCUACUGAGACCAGCAGCAACCCCCCGACCACAGGGAGCCGUAACCUUUCACCUUCUGGUGACCUCACACCUUCGACCUGGUCAGGAUUGGUUGAUCUGGAGGAAGAGGCCGGCUCUUCUUCAGACCCCUGGUCCUCAGAGUCCUCUGAGGGGUAUGUCACCCUGCAGCUGAGCCCAGGAGAGAGCUCUCUAGCCUGGGGAGACCUGGGAGACAUGGACCCUAACUCUGGAGUUUUCCUCAGACCUCCAGCCACCCCCAGCCACGGUCCAAGUUCUACCACACAGAAAGAGGCGUUAUCAGCCCCUACUGACAGAAAGGUGAUGGCCAAGAUAGUGAAGUCCAUGUGGAAGCCGUGGAACUACCUGGCAGGGGUGACAGAAGGUACCCCAGGAAGAGGCAGUCCAGAGGUGGAGAGAAGGGGAACUACGGAGGGGACAGAGAGCGGGACUGUGCCCACCAGUUCUCCUGGCUCUCCUGCUCCAGGUUUACUCUCAUGGGGUCAUGGGUGGUGGGAUAGCUUAGGGCUGGGGGAACUAGAUGAUAUACCACCCACUGGUGAGCCCUCGUCCUCCCCAGCCCGGCUCACCUCUACCCCAGCCUCAGAGAGCAAGUCCUCUGCCUCCUCCUCCACCUCCUCCACCCCUGGAGGACGGGAGGCUGUCCCAGACACCACUCAGCCCAAAGGGGGGACGUUGGUACAUGUGGCCCCGUCAAAAGUUGAGAUCUCGCCCCAGCCGGAUUAUAUUCCCACUAGAGCAGAUGGCCUGGCUAGUGUUGGGAGAGAGAGAGUGAUGGUGAAAGAGGAGGGGAGUGCUGAGGGGGCCUCCGAAGAGGCGGGAGGGAAGAUCCAGUUCACCCGUCUCCCCGUUGAAACCAGCAAACCCAUAAUCAGAGUCCCUCCAUCCAACGAGAGAACCACAAGGAAGGAGCAGUCAGGAGCCAGUCGCAGCACAACUCUACCACCAGUCAACAGCUCCCCUUCUGGGUCAGACAGCAGAAACUCUUCCCCUCCAUCCAGACCAGGUACUGGAGCUCUAGCCCCUCCACCAUCAGCCUCAGUCAUCCAGGGAAGCUCCAAGGUGGCCUCGUGGUCCCUCUCCUGGGUCUCAGUGGAGAGAUCUGCAGAGCAGGGAGGUGAGGGUCCAGAAAGUGGGCCCUUGGCGCUGCCCUCCGGACCCCCAGUGGAAGAAGAUACAGCCUGGUCUCACGCACUGGGCUCUGGUUUGCCUAGCAACCUGAGCGAGGAGGGUGGCAGGAGUGCAGGAUUCAACCGGAGCAACAGAACUCAGGGCUCAGCUGGUGUGGGGGAGCCCUGUGUGACCAACCCAUGUCUGCAUGGAGGGCAGUGUGUGCCUCAGGGCAAGGGCUACAGCUGCUACUGCCCACAAGGCUUCACGGGGGAGAACUGUGAGAUCGACGUGGAUGACUGCCAGUCCAAUCCAUGUCUAAACGGAGGCACCUGCAUCGACAAGAUUCUCUCGUUUGUCUGCCUCUGUCUGCCCAGCUACGCAGGAGACACCUGUGAGAAGGACGUUGAGAGCUGUGAACAUGGAUGGAGGAAGUUCCAUGGCCACUGCUACAGGUACUUCUCUCACAGACACACCUGGGAGGAUGCAGAGAAGGACUGCAGAGUGCACAGCUCCCAUCUUAGUAGUGUCACCUCAGUCACAGAGCAGGAGUUCAUCAAUGGGCUGGGCCAUGAUAACGCCUGGAUUGGCCUGAAUGAUCGCACCGUAGAGGAGGACUUCCAAUGGACUGAUGUCAAUGACCUGGUAUAUGAGAACUGGCGAGAAGGCCAGCCUGAUAACUUCUUCGCGGGCGGUGAGGAUUGUGUGGUGACCAUCGCCCAUGAGGACGGCAAGUGGAACGAUGUGCCCUGCAACUAUAACCUGCCCUACGUCUGCAAGAAAGGCACAGUGCUGUGUGGAACCCCACCCGCCGUGGAGAACGCCCAUCUGAUUGGCCGUCGGCGGUCCCACUAUGACAUACACGCUGUUGUGCGUUACCAGUGUACUGAAGGUUUCUACCAGCGCCACAUCCCCACUGCGCGUUGCCGGGCCAACGGCAUCUGGGACCGGCCCAAGAUCAUCUGCACAAAGUCUCAGCGAUCCCACCGGUCCCGCCGCAACCACCACCACAGCCAGCGCCGGGAGCGCAGGAACCACAGGAGACAUGGAGGAGAGGCACACAGGGAGAGGGAAGAUGAUGCACACAGCCCCUACUGAACCAAAAACUACACCUCCCAUAAUGCCCUGUGCCGGACCCCUGACAAUAGUUGACGUUCAUAUUUUCCUGACCUAUUUCAGUCUGUCUCUUUGGGUUAAAACCUCCCUUGAGAUAUUGUAUGUGUGCAAAACUUUUAUUCAAAUGAACUUAUUGACAUCAGUACAAAAAAAAGUGAAUUGUUCACACGUACAUAUCUAAAGUUAGGAUUUGUUCCUUUGUUGUUGAUUUUGUUUACCCCAGGUCCAUUACAACAGUAAUACUUGUUCUCUCGCUAACACGGUCGCUAAUAUCUAAGAAACAGCAAAUCCUUGGCAUGUGUAUGGAUAACCUAUUCUCGCUGUCUAAACAUAGACAGUGACGUGUGUGUGUGUGUGUGUGUGUGUGUGUGUGUGUGUGUGUGUGUGUGUGUGUGUGUGUGUGUGUGUGUGUGUGUGUGUGUGUGUGUGUGUGUGUGUGUGUGUGUGUGUGUGUGUGUGUGUGUGUGUGUGUGUGUGUGUCAGGGUGUCUAUGCUAUGCGAGUGUAUGUGUUCUGCAAAGUUUGAAGCUUGUUCUACAUCUCAGAACUCAUUUUAGUAUUCUGUUUAUAAAGCACAAAUGUAAUUAAUGCCAGUGAGCUAGUUAGCUUUCAGUCUCAAAUAUCCCAGAGCUUUUGUAUGUAUACUGUAUUUGUUGUGUUUCUUUAGGACUCCUGAAUAGCAUGUCUGUUUUAUUAUUCAACUUACAUGCCAUUUUUAAUAUUUGCUCUCUCUUCAUGUAAUGUUACUAUUUAUUAUGGAUUCUUCCCAAGUUAAUAUACAGUAUGUUGAUUUGUUUUGACAUAAUCCAAUGAGGCAAUGUAAUACCUUUUUGUUGUAUAUACCAUUCUUACAAUCAAAAGUAAUGAAGGUAACCCUUUGAUGGCCUGUCUCUGUACUGUAAAUACUGUGGUGUUUUGUUUGUUUGUUAUUGACUGGUAUCUGAUUGAUACCUGAGCCUUGUCAUGACCCAGUCAUGUACCAGUCAUGUACCAGUCAUGUACCAGUCAUGUACUCCGUAUCGCCCUCUUAAAUAACAACUGAAACACACCCAUUGAUCUAGACGGAAUAGGAUAGAUCGAAAUACUGCGGACUGGGACAAAACUGCUCGGUGGUCAAUAGUCCCAAUCUUUGCCCGGCUCCAAUAUGUGAGGGGCAGGAUGCCAUGAUUCAUGAUGCAUAUGGUUCUUCUGAUAUUUGAUUGGGCGUAAAUCCUUUUUGUUGGUGUUAUGACUUCCUGUCCUGCUGUUGUGUUCCAUUCUUAAUAAAGCUGCAGAAACGUAAUGAACGAC